AAAAGCAGCGUUCUGAUUUGACUUCAUCGCGUGGCUGCAUCAUGACUGGAAGAGCCGUCCUGUUGCUCCUGCUGCUCGCCUGCGGGGCCACAGCUGCGCCAGUGGGACAGCUGUCUUGCCCCAACACAGGUGAGGCCAUGAUGUGCCCCAUGGUGUGGACUCCCCUCUGCGGCAGCGAUGGAAGGACCUAUUCCAACGAGUGCAUGUUGUGCGCCGAAAGACAGCGGACGGGGAUGGACAUACAAGUGGCCAGACAGGGAACCUGCAUCGUCAAAGCGCAGCAUCUCACGUCUCACAAGUCUGUUUCCGCCUGGUGAACAAUAAAGCAGCAGCCCACGUUGUAUUGAGUUCUUAAUAAACACGAUGGAAACCGACAACAAGCUGCAGAGCUGGGGUCAGUUUUCAUCAGGUCCCAGUCAGAUGGCUGCUUCCUGGACAAGUCCUGAUUUCCUAGUGACUCAGUGUCAGCUAGGGCUGCGCGGUGUGUGAGUGGUUCCUGUUGCAGGCCCACAGCAAGAUAGUUACUGUGGUUUUCUCCCAAACAUUUCGGCAUCUGUCUGUGCACCGAGACUCUCUGUUUUGUGAAUUCUUCUCCAAAAUAUCCCCAAGUGUGUAAACAGGAAAACACAGUUAACCAGGGGCAUAUAAACUUUCGGUCAUCUCUGAAAACAAAUACCUGUUUGCACUCUGAGUAACACUGUGUGAAUCAAUAGUGCGUGCGUGUGUGUGUGCGUGUGUGCGUGUGAGUGCGUGUGUAAGAAUGAGCCAAAGGUCGUCAGCGACAGUGACGUUGUGAAUCCAGGAAACAGAAGCGAAAUCCAGUGUAGCCUCCUCAAUUUCAAUGAAAAGGCAGCAAUUGGAGCUCCAAUGGAUCAAAGGGAUGAAAAGUGAGUAGAUGGGUGAACUGUUCUUGUCAAAUGAACCUGAUAAAGCAUAUGCUGAUACGGAUGUGAUAGAGAUUUGGUGCCACUUCUCGUCAUGGUUGCAUAAUAAAUCGCUUAUUUUGCAUAAUCCAUACUUUCCGUUGCGAGACGCUGUGCGAUCACUUGAGCUGUGUGUGUGUCUUCCUUCCAGUGACAUGGUCGUCGAGGAUUGCCAGAAUGGAGUUUACCUUGACCUCUUUCUGCAUGUGUCGCUCGUCCCCGCAGUGCUGAUAACAGUCGUGCUCUCGUCCCUGCAAAGGCGAGCAAACAUUCAAACCAUUGAUCACAAGCUUCCUUUCCUCAGAGGACGUUUCGCGAUCGUGAUACCUUUAGACACGAUUGGCAGCCUCAGUAACCGCUGGUCCUAUGGGUUCGCCUACGGUGUUGUCUCCUACAGCGUCCUGCUGCUUUUCUCAGAGACAUAUGUCCCUUUCACGGUUCCAAAGUGGGCCAAAGCUCUGGUGUAUCUUAUCGGAGCUUUGGAGGUCGGCAUGGUGAACUUCCCUUUCUUCGCGUGUUUGUCAACACCUUUUCGGACAGUCGGUGCGGUGCUGGGGAUACUGUACUCUAUGUCAUGGAUCAUCGUCACUGUUUGGGACACUUUCACCUGUCCAGAUGAGAAGAUUUUGGGGAACCGUAAAAUCAUCGUCCAGUGGCCCUGCAUCCUGUCCCUGGUCUUUCUUCUGGGAAGAUUCUUCUACAUGCUCAUCAAAGGAGUUCGUAUACAGCUAGAGCUGGAACCACCCGACUCUGAUGAGAUGGUGGACAAGCACCAGCUGAAGCAUGUGAAGAGACUAUUGAGGAAAACAUCGGAUGACAAAGGGCAUCUCAGCUGGUUCCAAAGAAAAGUGUAUGAGUGGGAUCCGCACUUCAAGUUCCCCAACCGGAUCAUCGGCACGGCCAUCGUUUCCGUCAUCGGCCUUUACGCGAUGACUCUGGCUGACUACAGUGUGAGCAGUCUGGUGUUUGGUCAAGCAGACAGGUGGAAGGACACGCUCAAGCAUCUGGUCACGUCGUGUAACCAGAGUCAAGCUAUUGGCCUGGUGCCGGAAUUGGAAGAAUUCAUCGACGUGGCCCGCAAGACCUGGCUUGCUACCACUGUCUUUGCAAGUCUCAAUUCCUUGGUUUACAUCUUGCAUGUGCUGGCCUGCUACCGGAAACACUUACAGAGACUGUGGAAAGGAGAAAAGGCCUUCAUUCCAGACAAACUACACACUGCUAAAUCUGCCACCAACCUUACUUCCAUUGCGCGCUACUCUGGAUGGCAAGUUGCAUUCACAAUGUGGGGUUACCUCAUCGUCCAUUUUGUCCACUUCCUCGUUGUCCUGUUGUUUGUGUACGUUUUUGUCAUACCCAUAAAGCACGGAAGGGCGGUCAGCAUGCUCAAGAGUCUUGGCACGGUGAUCCUGACCAUCGGUUUGGUGAUCGGCACCUUCAUUCUCCAGAUGGUUCUGGUGCAGAUUUUCUUUCUCCGGGAAAAACUGUCUCCCACUGAUAAGUACAAACCUCUGGCUAUUGACAACAAGAAAGCAUUUGACUGCUUCAAUUACUUUUUCUUCUUCUACAAUGUGGUGAUGGGCUUCAGCACCUGCAUCUUGAGGCUGAUUUUCAGUGUCAUGGUGGGAACGUGGCUGAUCUCUCGUAUAGACCGCACCAUCAUGCAGAGAGGGUACGAGAGAAUGGAUGCAGGCUACAGGACCUGGAUUGGGAUGAUCAUUGCGGAUCACUAUCAUAACAACCCAACGAUGGUGUGCUUCUGUCAGCUGCUGAUCUCAAACACUCUGGAGAAGCAAACAACACGCUCAUACGUCACUUUUGACAGCACAGCAGCUGAUGGCUCAGUGAACAGUCGGGCCAAAAGACGCUGGGCUUUGUUCUACACCUUGCUGAGGAACCCUCACCUGAUCCUUCAUAGGAAGCACCAUCUUUCCUCUGCAGCGCUGAAUCUGCCUGCUGCUCAGAUGGAUACGGCAGUGCGGGCUUGGGUCAUGACCUCACAGUUACAGGUCCAACAGUCAGUACUGCUGCCGGAAAUCAUCGUCACGCAGGACGAUGAUUGUUAGAUUCUAACUGAUUCUGGGAAACGCCCCUUCUUCUUCAUCCUGUCUGUCUGCUUGCUUUUAAGGCUGCUGGUAUAGGACAGAUUGAUAUAUAGAUGGCAGUGUGCCUGUGAAAGGUCAUUUUAUAGUUGACCUGAGCAUAACACAGUUGAAGGUCAAAUCCAGGAGUUUCCCUCUAACUGUGCCUCUUUGAAUGAGGAAUCUGAAUUUGCUGUCUCACCUGCCUUUACAAGUAUAUUCCGAAAAAUAAUCAUGUAUGCAUUGUUGUGGGGAAAAAUAUAUAUUAAUUUAUUUUUGUUUUUCGCUACACGUAUCAUUGGUGAAUAAUAAAGUAAGUUAUUGUGUGUUGUAUAAUUGCCUGAUCUGAAUUG
Synchiropus splendidus (mandarinfish) is the source of this 3354-nucleotide messenger RNA. Its product is annotated as stimulated by retinoic acid gene 6 protein-like. The transcript has 20 exons. The record is from RefSeq and is a predicted model, not a curated record. Gene Ontology annotation, biological process: vitamin A import into cell. Gene Ontology annotation, cellular component: plasma membrane. Bases 896 to 2986 code for a protein of 696 amino acids. Gene Ontology annotation, molecular function: retinol transmembrane transporter activity; signaling receptor activity. Lineage: Eukaryota; Metazoa; Chordata; Actinopteri; Syngnathiformes; Callionymidae.